UCUCUCUCUCUCUCUCUCUCUCUCUCUGGAACGACGCCACAAAUGGAGAAAAAAGAGAAUCAACCUGGGAAGCCGGACCUCGACAUGAUCCGUACACAAGACUGGCCUGAACCCAUUGUCCGGGUCCAAUCCUUGUCCGAUAGCGGUGAACCUGUUAUCCCUGCGCGAUACGUCAAGCCUCCUAUGCAACGACCUGUGCUUAGCUCCAUCAACUCCGACGCCAACAUCCCACUCGUCGAUCUCGGAGGCUUUUGGGGCAACAAGAAUGAGAGGGCAGCCACCUUGGAGCGAAUCGGAGAGGCGUGCAGGGAGUGGGGGUUCUUCCAAGUGGUGAACCACGGGGUCCGACCGGAGUUGAUGGACUGCGCCCGAGAGAUGUGGAGGGAAUUCUUCCAUCUACCUAUGGAGGUGAAGCAACGCUACGCCAACACCCCCAAGACUUACGAGGGUUACGGCAGCCGAUUAGGAGUGGAGAAGGGUGCUAGUCUCGAUUGGGGCGACUACUACUUUCUUCAUUACUUACCUUGCAAUUUGAAAGACCACGCCAAGUGGCCGUCUCUCCCCCCUCAUUCAAGGGAAGUGAUUGAGGAGUAUGGGACAGAAGUGGUGAAGCUGGGUGGGACCCUAAUGAAGAUUUUCUCUAUAAACCUAGGACUAGGAGAUGAUCAACUCCAGAAGGCGUUUGGUGGGGAGGAUAUCGGAGCAUGCAUGAGAGUGAACUUCUACCCGAAGUGUCCACAACCCGACCUCGCUCUCGGGCUCUCUUCCCAUUCAGAUCCAGGCGGAAUGACCAUCGUCCUCCCGGACCCCGACGUCCCGGGUCUUCAGAUCCGUAAAGACGACAACUGGACCACAGUCAAGCCCGCUCCCCACGCUUUCGUCGUCAACAUCGGCGAUCAAAUUCAGGUGCUCAGCAAUGCAAAUUAUAAAAGCGUUGAUCAUAGAGUCAUCACGAGCUCAAAAAAAGAGCGAGUAUCUUUGGCCUUCUUCUAUAAUCCAAAGAGUGACAUACUCAUAGCGCCGAUGAAUGAGUUGGUGAAGUUCCCUGAGAAACCAGCACUGUAUUCAGCGAUGACAUUCAAUCAAUAUAGACUUUUCAUAAGGCUAAAGGGUCCUUGUGGCAAGUCUCAAAUCGAAUUGUUGAGAUCUUCUUCCAACUAAUCAUAUAUUUACUAUAGUGGAACUUCUACUAUCUUGAUAAAUAAAUAAAAAUAAAUAAUAUUAUUUACUUAUUAAU
Messenger RNA from Malania oleifera, 1237 nucleotides. RefSeq names its product jasmonate-induced oxygenase 2-like. Lineage: Eukaryota; Viridiplantae; Streptophyta; Magnoliopsida; Santalales; Ximeniaceae. The coding region runs from base 43 to 1161 and encodes 372 amino acids. The record is from RefSeq and is a predicted model, not a curated record. The transcript has 4 exons.